AGUGGCAAAUCACCCCCUCUGUUAACACUGGCACCAUCCUUCUGUUAGCUUUUAACAGUUCGCUCAUAAGCCCUUCCUCCGUCGAUGUCGUCGAGUACCACCGACUCAGAAGUCAUCUUCAAGCUGGCUCUCCGCGUGGUCUGUGUCUCCUGGCAAUAUGCCGCUCGAUUACUCUAUUUACGCCAUCCCGGACUCAAAUCCAACGCUCUAUUAGUAUUGUUUCCACCGGAGAAUCAAACAGGCCGACAAUGCUGUCGGAUCUACAACUAUUGCUGCCACAAAAUCCACAGGAUUUUUCUAUCACAACUUCAGGGAGGAUGGUGUACUGCAUCCUCUCAUGGCUGGCUUCUAACCGUUGCCAAUCAAGCCAUUCAUCUUUUAAAUCCCAUCACCAGCGCCACCGUUAAGCUUCCUCUUGAGAAAUGAUUCAGGAGGUCGAAAAUCUGCCGGAUGAGUUCCAAGAAGCCGGAGUUUACGAGGGUGAUCACCUCCACCAAUCCUAGGGAUCCUCUCUACAAAGUCCUGGCCAUCCAUCCCGGUAAACACGGACACAGUUUUUCCUUUUGUAGAACAGGGGAUCAUGCAUGGAUCAGAAUAAAUAACUUCGUGGGAC
Molecule: messenger RNA, 613 nt
Organism: Rubroshorea leprosula
Lineage: Eukaryota; Viridiplantae; Streptophyta; Magnoliopsida; Malvales; Dipterocarpaceae
Source: the annotation of a GenBank genome assembly